Messenger RNA from Ruditapes philippinarum (Manila clam), 797 nucleotides. RefSeq lists its product as uncharacterized. The record is from RefSeq and is a predicted model, not a curated record. Bases 95 to 712 code for a protein of 205 amino acids. Gene Ontology annotation, biological process: cell adhesion. Gene Ontology annotation, molecular function: hyaluronic acid binding. Lineage: Eukaryota; Metazoa; Mollusca; Bivalvia; Venerida; Veneridae. The transcript has 3 exons.
UGUAAAUUAAAGUCCGUGAUUUUCACUGUUAUUUCACUAAAAUAAGUACGAAAAGUGUUUCCAUUCCAAUAUUAGCAAGAAAUUAUUUCUUAAAAUGAAUACUUAUUUUAUUUUAGUCAGCCUGUUAAUUUGUGUGCAUGCUUUAUCUGUAUAUUCGUCAGAAGGUGGAAAUGUUCAAGGACGAUACUUUUUUCGGGCCGGAAGCGUCGCCAUUUUAGGAGACGAGUUCCGCAGUAAAUCUGGAACUGUUUCACGAUUUGACUGUCUGAGGAGAUGUCUGGACUGUCACGCUGUAAUGUUUAAUGAAAUCACGAAAGUGUGUCGUCAUUACAUACAACAAAACAGCACUCUUGUGCCGGCAGAUGGCGACCAAUCCAGUGAUCAUUUAUGGAUAAGCGAGCAUAUGAAAAUAUCCGCUGUCAAGUUCAGUGAUUCCAGAUUAAUGACGUUUGGCGAGGCCGAGGAGCUCUGUCAGUCACUUGAUGGUCGCCUAGCAACACACAGGGAGUUGUCAAAUAUCAGAGAUGAAGGCUACCAUCUUUGUUGCUGCGGUUGGUUGAGUGACACAACAUCACGAGCACCUCUAUAUUACAGUGACCCCGGAUGUGACGUCAGUCAGUCACCUGGACUACACACGUGCAAAAUUGUGGUUGAUGGCAAACGAGUGUACAAGACGCACUAUGAUGCUGCUUACUGUAUAUUUACAGCUUAAUAUUUAUGCAUAUCUAUAUUUACAUAUGUAAAACGGGAAAACGUUUAAAAGUUUGAAGGAAAAACAAGCAUGUAUGGUCAUGUAA